CAUUUAUUAUCGCUUUUCUCCCUGCAAAUCUCGUACAUCCAACGAUGGCGCUUUCUUCAAAUCAUACGCCAGACAUUUCAGAAGGAAAGUAUAAAUACCCCCGAAUUCCCUCUGAAAUCAUCGAGGCAUUCGAAUAUUCACCAUUAGCAUCAGUUGUUAGCCUUGAGCCGUUAUUACAGACGAUUCCGCAAUUGAAGGCGAAUCCAUGCGCGGAAUCGGUAUUAAAACUGUCAGACGGAGAGAAGAAGAUGCUGGAUAUGCUUCUUGAAAGCAAUAAUGGCACGGGAGCCGAUCAAAAAGGCGAAAUGCCCUCAUCGAUAUUGCAAGAAAUAAUGGGGUCAUUAAAGGGGAUACAGAUGAGCAAAUGGUCGUUUAAGGUGCCGGGAAAGAUAGAACGAUAUGGGACAGAAAAACAUAUGGAAUCUUCUAAAUUAGAUGCAUUUUCACGUAUAUUAGUAGAUAAAUGCACUGUAGAUAUUAUAUAUCCAUCACCGGUAACGCCGACGGCGCAUACAACCCGGUCAAAAGAGGGAAUUGUAAAGGAUAAAGAGGGAUGCAUUGAAAAAACAGUAAUUGAAUCUGAUAUGGAGGAAAUAGUUGAGGAAAAUGUGGAAAAAGAGCCUAUUCCUGUACAACCAUUAACGCCUCAAUCGAAUAUAGCACCGUGCACACCUAUAUCUAAAAAUAAUACACGAAAGAUACAAGUAUCUGGUGGAUUUACGGAUAAAUCGAAGCGAUUUUCUGAUAUUAUUGAAAAAGAAGGGUAUUGCGUUGUGGUGGAUGAUCAAUUGAAAGAGGAAAAAGCGGUAGACCAGUUAGAAAAAUUAAUUCGGUUUAUUUUUGAAGCAGAAGAAGCAAUGGAGUCCGAUCCGACAUAUUUAAAGGUUGAAGAGUCAUAUAUGUCAUGCUGGUGUCAUGGGACGGUACCAUUUGAAGGGCUUUGUUUAAAUAUGGAAAUGUUAAGUAAAUUGGAUUUUUGUAUUCGAAAAGUUUGUAUAAUGGGUUUGAUUAAUACAUUACCGGUUGAUUUAUUACUACGAUUUGAGAAAAUAUGUGCACGAUCGAUUGAUGAAAGUCAAGUGAUAACAUUGACGAAACAAUCAUUUGAAACAAACUCGUAUGAAGAAAAUUUAUCUAUAAUUACGAAAAUAGGGACCUCUCUUUAUUCCAUAAUAAUACUGAUGAGGAUUUUAACAUCAGAACAAUUGAGUAAACAGUUAUAUUCAGAGGAAAUUUUAAUUGAUAUGGCAUAUUUUUUAAAAUCGACGUUAGAUAAUGUCAUAUAUGUCCUAAUUGACUGUAACAAGAAUUCCCUUUACUAUUUAUUUUUAUGCUUAUUUAUUUUAGUUGAUGUUUCAAAAAAAUCUGAUGUAUUAAAAUUUAAAAAAUCAUUAAACAUGAUAUUUUAUAAUGUUAUAAGUAUUAUGGAAUAUUUCUUUCAUUUAAUUAGGCUUAUUGAAAUCCCUGAUGGAGUUGUUACACGUCUUGAAUUUCUUUCUAUUCCAGCUAUAUUUGUUGAAAAUUCGGUUUCGAUUAAAGAUCAAUUAUUUAAUAGUCAAGCAGUUGAAGCUUUGAAGGUGGCGUCUAUGGAUAUGAUUCAAUUGAUUUAUGCCAAAUAUCCGGAUCAGCGUACCUUUAUAUUAGAUGAAAUUUUAACGAGUCUUGUUAAAUUACCAAUAAAUAAACAUCAGGCACGUAGGUACAAAUUAAUUGAUGGAAAAUCUAUACAGCUUAUUUCCGCUUUAAUUAUGAAAUUGGUACAAUCAUGCGCUACUUCAUACAAAAGCGAUAAAGGAAUAAAUAUAUAUGAAUUUUUAGAGAAAGAUGUUAAUGAUAUGAAGAAGGAUAUUGAUCAUACUCUGAAUACUAAAUCUAAUGCGUCUGAUCUUUUAGAAAUGAUUUUUAAUACAAGUUCUCAAUUUAUGGAUUCUGCCACAGCGAAUGCUAAUCAUGUCGUUUCAUUUUUAUUGUCUAAGGCUAUGAAAAUAUCAAAAAUUACUAAUGACUUUUCUCAUAAAAUAUUACUAGAUAUUCUCAUAGAAGAUCUUCUUUUAGUAUUACCAUUGCCUUCAUGGCCAUCUUCUGAGCUUCUUUUAAAACUUAUAGUUACUAAACUUUUAAAUUAUUUGGAUAAUGAUAAGGAAAGUUCGCAUAUAAAAGGGUUAUCUCUCGAUUUUUUAGGAAUUAUUGCAUCAAAAAUUCGUCUUUUUUUUAAGAAUUCUAUAGACUUUUCAAAUUAUUUAUCAAAAAGUGAUGUUCUUCCUUCUAGCAUUUCUUCAAUUUUACAGACAGGGAUUUUUUUUUUUGAAAAAUUAGAUGAUUUGAAAGAUUUGUUUAAACUACAUUUAUUAAUCAUGGAAUCUCUUGAUCUCAAAAACAUUGAAGAAUCCAAGGAUAAAAAUAUAAUACAAUAUUUAUGGUUACGAUGGAUAUAUUUCAUUAGAUCUUUAAAACAGAAGUAUACUUUGAAUAAUUCUGCUGUUUCUGAUGAUUAUGCUUCUGAAAUUCUUAAAUUGUGUAUUCGAAUAUUAUUGAUUUGGUUUAAUUCAGAUAACAGUGAAAAUGAUUCCCUUACUGAUCAGACUUAUCGAUUAUAUCUUUUAAAUCUAUCUAUUUAUUCGAUAUAUCAAUUGUUUGAUGCAAUUUUAUCUAGGAUCCUGCGAUGUCUUGAUAGUAAUCAAAUAUCUAUAAGAACUAAAGCCCUUCGUUCCUUAGGACUAAUUGUAAAUAAUGAUUCCUCAAUUCUUUCUAAUACUGGAGUAAGACAACAUGUCGCUGCACGUAUUGCAGAUAUAUCAUCUCAAGUUCGCGAUAUUGCUAUAGAUCUUGUAGGAAAAUAUGCUAUCUUUCAGAAGGAAAUUGGACAACAAUAUUAUUCAGUUCUCAGUGAGCGUAUAGCAGAUACUGGCCUUAGUGUGCGUAAACGUGUGAUUAAAUUUUUAAAAGAUUUUUAUAUUAUAUCUGAUACUCAAGAAAUCCAAGUAGAUAUUGGCAGAAGAUUAAUUCAGCGUUUAUGUGACAAUGAAGAUAGUAUUAAAGAUCUUUCUGCAAAAACAAUUGAAGAUAUAUGGUUUUCUGUACCAGAUGAUCAAAAUGAGGGAAAUAUAGCAUCAAUAAAAUUUAAAAAAAUUCAAACAGAAAAGAUUUUAAUUCUUCAAAGUAUCAUAGAAACCCUUCCAGAUGAAGAUAGAUUCUCAUUUAAAGUAUUUCUUCAAAAAAUAUCUAAAUCAAAAAAUAUGGAUUCUUCAAAUUUUAUACUUACAUCUUCUAUAAGUUUAAUGUUUGAUAUACUUUUAGAAUAUCAUCAAAAUCAGGAUAUGAGAAUGCUUGAAAAAUGCCUUAAUACUAUUGUAAUUUUUGCAGAAGCAUGUCCGAAAUCAUUUUCUAGUGAUCAAUUGAUGAGUAUUCAACCGUAUUUAAAUGGAUUAAAUUCUUCGCAAGAACAAGUUAUAUUUUUUUAUACAGUUAUUAUUUAUCGCAAUGUUUUACCAUAUAUUCCUUCUAUGCCAAAAAAUUUUUUAAAUGAUCUACAAAAGAUGCUUCUUUCUCAGUUAACAAAGCUCCCGGCUAAGAUUCUGAAUGAAGUCGUUCCAUGUCUUUCAGUUUUAGCUAAUUUAUUUGGGGAUUAUGAGCGUGUUGGCAAAAUCAUUUCAUCUUGUAUAAAGGCUAUUGAGCCAUAUAAGACAAUAUUGCAAAAUAAAAAACAAAUUAGUGAUGAUAAAAAAUUAAUUUUACUUUUGCUUCUCCUCGGUUUAUUUGGGCGUCAUUGUGAUUUGGAUAAUCAUUUUCAAGAUCUUAAUGUCUUUCUAAAAUUAAAACCAGAUACCUCAAUUGCUAAAUUUUUAAUUAAUACCAUCUCAAUAUUUUGUUCUUUAUCGUCAGAUAUUCAUAUAUCAGUCCAGAAGGUUGCUUUGCAUAGUAUAGGGAUUAUUUGCAUUUCACACUCCAAGUUUUUUUUAUGUGAUCAAACCUUAGAAAUCAUGAGUAAUGUUUUUCAAGGCACAUCAAUUGAACUUCAAAAUACUCUUCUUUUGGUAUUUUAUGAUUUUCUUUCUCUUGAAGAAAAAGGGUUUAAAGUUUUUGAAAAAAAUAAUCAUUCAAUGAAAAAAGAAAUUGAUAAUGUUAAUAUCUUAACAGGGGAAGCGAAAAAAUUUGAAAAUGAUGGUGCGAGCAUUUCUUUAAUACAAAGAUAUUUGCCUCAAAUUCUUGAAAUAUCUUUGAAUGAAGAUACGACAUUAUCAAUUACAGCAGUUAAAAUCUUAGAAAUUAUUACUAGUAAUGGCAUUGCAAAUCCUAGAACAUGUAUUCCGACUAUUAUUGCUUUGCAAGCUUCUCCUAAUAAAUUCAUUAAAGAUAUGGCUACGAAAAUGCAUCUAGAAAUUCAUGAAAAAUACGAAUCUUUGAUUGAGGGUUGCUAUAUCGAUGGUAUUAAAAUGGCAUUUCAAUAUCAAAUUCGUAUGAAAUAUGAUUCUAAUCUUUUAUUUAUUUUUCCAUACAAUAUCAUUAGACAAAAUCGCCAAAGCCGCAAAAAAUUCUUAAUUUCAUUAACAAAAAUGCUGGAUAUUGAUAUGUUACAGAUCAAUUCGCAUGAUAACAUCCUUUUUUCAAAAUUUCUAGUUCAAAAUAUGGCAUCUUUUGAAUAUAAUACAAUUGAAGAAAUACAGUAUAUUAUUUAUAUUGCUGAUAGAAUUCUAUCAACUACAGGAAUCACUUUGCAUCAACGAAUUGAAACAGAAGAAUUUAAAUUCCAAGAUCAUGAUAUUAUUAAGGUUACUAUAGCAUCUGUUCAAAUGUUAGCAUUAGUUUUAUUAAAAAAGUAUUUAAAAGAGAGUUAUGGGUUAACAGAACAAAAAUGUCGUUCUUUUGAUCCCAAUAAGACAGGAAAUUCUAAGGAUACUAAACCUUUAACCAAGUUGCGUGAUGUUUCAUUAAAUUUAGAUCAUAUACCAAAUAUUACCGAUUCCAUGAUAACUAGAGGUAUUGCUGAAAAAAUUAUACAAAAUUUUUAUGAUGUAAUUUCAAAUGAUGAUAUCAGUUAUACAGAAUUCAUAGAAACCAAUGAACAUAGACAAACUGAAGAAAAUGAAACAGAAACUUAUAAUGAUGAUAAUAAUGAUAAUGAUGAUGAAAUAGAUCAAUUGGCAGAAAUAAAAAAAAAAAAUAGAAAAAAAUCAAAAAGAAAGGAAAAAUCUUUCAAAAAUGGCAUAUCAAAAAAGAAAUAUAAACAAGAUAUUAGUGAUAGUGAUUAA
Molecule: messenger RNA, 5249 nt
Organism: Pneumocystis carinii B80
Lineage: Eukaryota; Fungi; Ascomycota; Pneumocystomycetes; Pneumocystales; Pneumocystaceae
Exons: 19
Coding region: 45-5249 (1734 amino acids)
Biological process (GO): establishment of mitotic sister chromatid cohesion; regulation of gene expression; replication-born double-strand break repair via sister chromatid exchange
Cellular component (GO): Scc2-Scc4 cohesin loading complex
Molecular function (GO): chromatin binding
Source: RefSeq, a predicted model, not a curated record